UCCAAGGCUAAUUCGACUCUCUCCAAACACCCUGUCCCUAAUACCAUGGAUUGUCAGAACCCUAUCUGACUAAACCAGCCGGUUUCCACCUUUCCUUUGAAGGGUACAGAUUUAGUUUAAGCUAUCUGGUCUAUUGAUCCAAGGAAGGCCAUAAUUUGCCAGAAACCGUGUUUGUCAGAGAUUGACCGUGAAAUAAUAUCACUACCAGGGGUCGGGUGUGUGGGGCUGCUGAGUUAUGUCCCCCUAUCUGAUGUCACUUGGCGUAUUAUGCUGUGAAAGAUGAUCUACUUCUGAUAGCAAAGAAGACCUCUCGCACACAAGCCGACAUAACAGCCGAGUUUGUUGCAGGAAUUUCAGGAAACGCCAAGAAAUUUCCAAGAAUUUCUUAAGGUCAUGUGACGCUCCUAAAUCCCUUGAGCACAUAGGUCGCAGAGGCUUAAAGGGAGUGUCACCAUGUUUACCAAGAGUCCCAACAACAACACUUGGGUGGACCGAGGGAGCCCAAAGCAAGCUCUUCUCAAAAAGAAAGCAAGGAGCACAAUAUUGUCUGUUCUUUCAAAACGACAAACACAGGAAAGGAACUUCAUCGGCAAAAAUCAGACAGAACGCCAGAGUUGGUCUUCAGAUUCUACACUUUCGGAUCCCGACACACCAAAGCCUUCCCCGACGAAAGUUAACGAACGGUCUUCGCCAACAUACGAAAGGUCUCCGAGAACUCCCAACGAAGCCAUCCCAGUAAAACCUGGUUAUCAUUACUCGCGCCCUUCGGAGCUGUCUCAAAAGUCUCCCCGACAAUAUUCCGAAAGAUCGACAAGUCAGUCUAGCGGGACUCCCGAGUUCUCACGAAUUGGUCGAUCUCCAAUUGUGUCCCCAGUCAGUCGUGAGUUUUCUCCAAAGCCCACUAGAACUGUCUUUGAAUUCCAGCCCCAAAUCACUAGGCAACCCUCGUUUGAAGAAAGAAAGCCUUUGCAUUCCCCCUUUUCUCCGACUUCUAGCUUUUCUGAAGCCAGCCCAAACACGCCCCCUAAAACAGCUCCUAAACCAGCGAGAUCGUCACCGAAGCCGGCGGCCGAAUUUCGAAGCCCUCUAGAGUCGGGAUCUAACUUCGUAAUAAAGCCGGCACCUGGCGAGCCCCCUCCGAAGCCAGACAAGCCUUACUCGGUAGUCAUACAAAGCACCGCUCGGUAUCCACCGCCAAAGCCCCGAAGGUCAUCGGCCGAUGUCACGCCAUACACUGUCACGGUGAAUUCGGUCAGAGUAUUUGAGGCUACACCUAAAAUGGUGGAAGCUGAUCCAAAGCUUUAUUCUAAAUGGGAAAGAUACCCCAGUCGUGACCUUCCGGUGAUGUCUCCAAGCUUUAAGGAGCAAUUUGACUGGGAGAUAAGUCGAAAGGGUAAGUCCCAAGAGCCCUCUUCGCCAAGGGCGUUAGGAUUAACUGGUAUACCCGUGUCUGAUGGAGAUACGACGCCUAGAGGGAUACCCUUACCAGCUCGUAGAAUUAGCGUAAGCUCGGAUAACGAACCAGAGGAGCCACCCAAGCUCAUCUCCGACUCUGUUCAGGUGUCCAUCCCCUUCGGGAUACGGGAUGUACCAAAGUCUUCACGGGACGAGGGUUCCUGGGCUUCAAGAGUAUCCGUUUGCGUGCCAUUUCAAGUCUUUCAAGGCGAAGCCGUGAAGGUUUCACCCGAAGCUCAGGAAGCGCUAGACAAUGCUCAGUACUCGCAGCUCAAAGCCAUCGCUGAAUCUGAAGAUAGAGCAGCCCAUAAUCCCAUGCGUGUGUCAACGACGUUUCCAAGGAAUGUUCAGCAGAUAAUAUCACCUACAGAACAAUCUGUGAUUGAGACCGCGAAAGGUCAGUGGGGCCCCGUUAGGGAGCUUGCAAGAGGUCAGCGGUUCGCUGAAUUGAAUGCGCCCACGGUUCCAUCAGCGGGUGUGCAAGCGAUGAAUAUCCCAUCUGACGCCAUCGAUGGUCCUCAUCUGGUGUCGGUUGGAGGUCAACAGAUGGCGCAAGAGGUGCAUAUUCCCAUGAGAGUCAACGAGCAAAUGGUGCAAGGAAUGCCGGACGCGUCAAGGGACGUGCAAGAUGGCGCCGCUAUCGGCAAGCACGGCAAAUAUUCGGUGUCCGAACGGGCACGUAAAGGCUCAGAUGAAAGGCAUAAAAGCUCAGUAGGCCGCGUUUCCGAAAGGACAGACCAAGAAAAGAGAACUAAGGCAACACCAGACGGGGCGAGAGGAGAUAGACGUGGCGUGGGUGCCGCAGCGAGGCCCACCCACCACACCACUGCCGAAAGGCCACAAGUCAAGUCGAGAACAGUAAAAGCAGUCUCAACAAAAGAUGUUUUAGGAAAGCCGACUGGGGACGAACUCGCCAUGCUGAAGGCACGGAUCCGCCAGUUAGAAGGCGAGCGGGACUCGCUGCAGGAAAAACUGGACAUCAUGGAGAAGAGGAUAUCUUCUGGUGCAUCAGUGGAAAAGGAUAACAUCCGGCUACAAGUUCAACUAAACGAUGCGACAAAAGACCUUGAAAAGACGAGGAAGAAACUGGACGAGGCCAAUGAGGCUUCGAAAAAAGCAAUAUCAGAAAAGUCAGUACUUCAGUCAAGACAUAAUACACUUCUAGUGGAAAUGGAAAAACUUCAGAUAUCAGUGGAACGCACAGAGGAUGAAAAAACAGUACUACAAGGAGAAAAAAAUAACUUGAUCAAUAAGAAUAAACGUCUUCAAAAAGAGAUAGACGCGAGUCUUGAAGACGCCGAUCGACUAUCGGAGGAGAACACGAAUCUAGUUGCUGAGAAUAAAAGACUUCGGAAUAGACUUAAUGACUUGUUACAUGGUCUUCGGGACGUUAAACGCUCGGUUGUUAGAGUCAAGGAAGAGAACGGGUUGCUGCAUGACGAAAUUGUGAGUAAUGGUGCGGAAAUGAUGGCAAUCAUGAAGAAGUGUUUCGGGGGUCUAGAAAUGGUUCUGUCACAAAUGGACAAACAAGAAACUACAGGUAAUAAGCAUGGGGGAGGAAUUCCAUCUAAUGAUCGUCUGGAUAAUGAAAAUCAAAAGCUUCGCAAGGAACUUGCGGAUAGGGUGGAUCAAAAUGAGAUUUUACUUAAGCAAGUAAAGGAACUUGAGAAAGUUAGAGAUGAGCAGAUGGAUGACUUAGAAGAUCAAUACAAGGAAAUUGAGCAUUUGAAAGAAAUUAAUGAGGAAUUGAAUAAUAGAAAUGUUGAACUAUCAAAGGCUGACAAUGUCUCGUUUUCUCGAACGGAUGAGGAGGUGGAAGGGUGCCCUGGUUGUGCUAAACUGAGACUUGAGUUGAAUGCUCUCCAGGAAGAGUACGAAUCGCAGAAGAUAAAAAUUGAGGAGCUGGAGGUAAGGAUAGAAGAUUUAAAAGAAGAGAACGAUGAUUACCAGCAGGAGACGAAGUACCUCAAACAGGUUUUGUCAUACAGAGAAGACAUGAAGAGCGUACAGGUGUCCCAGAAAGCAACGCGCCAGCUACAGAAAUUGGAAUCCAACCUGGAGGACGCGGAGAAAAAAUGCAAAGACUUGGAAGACGAGGUGUCUAAGCUCUAUUCGCAAAAACAAACGCUGUUGAUGAAUAUUUUGAAGCAGCACGAAGAGGAGGUGGAAGGACAGGACAACGCUGGCGACGAGGAUGGAGAAGAGGAAGAUGACGAGAAUGAAGAAGAUGAAAAUGAAGAGGACGCGAGCGAGGAAGAGCAGCCGAAUGUCACUAGUUCCUUUUCCUUUCGCACGCCUAAGUCCAGAGGAGGUACUAUCUUUGGGAAGAGGUCGUACUCGAUGGAAUCAGAGUUCAGUUCGGGGGGCACUAGCUUCUACGAUAGCAGCAGUGAUGAAGAAAAUGAUGCCCCAAGUGAAUUGAAUAAUGCACCGCAAAAACUUAAAGAUUACGUGUAUGUUCUGCAAGACGAUCUGAAACACUUCAAGUCGAGUUUUAAAGAGACAAGGGCAGAGAAGAAGAGCAUGGAGAGACGGCUGGAAAAUUCCUCGGAGGAUUUCAAAGCCAUGUUGCAACGAAUGCAAAAGCUUGAUAAAGAAAACGUUCAAAUACGAGAUAAGAUGAGGAAAGAGAAAAAAACGUACAAGUCCCAGGUAAAGUCAUUCGAGCAGAGAAUCGAGGAGCUGAAAGAAAACUUGCAGGAAACGGAGGAAGAGAAACAGGCCCUUAUUCGCUGUAUGCAAAUGAACGGUGGUGGACCGGAGUUGGAAACACCAGUAAAGAAAGAGCCAGAAUCUCCGAUACCCAUGGAUGACAUGAGCCGGUUAAUCGCGAAAGCGCAGGAGUUCGCGAGGCAAGAACAAGCAUCCAGAGGUAAAGUAAGCGAUAAGUCUUCCUCAGAGGAGUCAGAGGAUAACGAUGUCGAGGAAGGUGAAGAGGAACCACCGAUGAAGGAAUCUGCAGGAGAGGAACAGGUAUCAGACAAGGGCAGCUCCUCUGGUAGCAGUAGCAGCAGCGAGGAUGAGGAAGACGGCCGCCCGCCUGUUAACAAUGAAAUGAAUCGUUCAUGGAUGCAGCCGGAGCCGAAAGCACCAGUUUCAGUUCUUAAAAAUCGGAUGGCACACAUACAGGAAACGCGAGCGUCACCAGAAGAUGAAUCGACCAAGGACGUCAUCAAGGAGGACGAGGAGGAGGAGGAAUCAGACGAUGACAUCAUCGUGAAGCCUCCUCCGCACGCACGCUUCCUGCAAAGGAAAGCCUCCAUCGCUAGCAUCAAUAUGGACAGGGUGUCCAGGGAAAAGCAGCACUUGGAAGAUGAAGUUGCUAGUUUGUCCAAGUACUUAAACAGGAGUAUCUCUAGAAGACGUCACUCGACUGUGGAGAUGCCCAAAACACCACCACUAGGGGCUAUGAAAACACUGCAAUCUCUUCUUCAAAAGUCGGAUGCGGAACUGAAGGAAUCCAACGCGAAAAUCGCGCGGCUUCAGGAGAUAAAUGCCGACUUCGAGGAGCGAUUCAAAGACAGUGAAACUUUACAGGAUGACCUCCGAAAAGCUGUGGUUAUAGCAAACAACUUUGCAAUGGAAGAACGGGAGAAAAAUAACGUGCUGGAGGAGGAGAAAGAGGAGCUGCUAAAGCAAUUGGAGGCUUUGAAAAAGGAAAACGCCCGCCUGAAGGGGAGGAAAUCAAAAGGGAAGAACUUCAAGUCGCGAAUAACAGGCGAUGAGGAUUUAGCUGAUAGCGAUAAUGGGGAUCAGGGAUUGGAAUUCUGCUCUUCAAGGCACUCUAGUAUCGCUAGUAUAACGAGCAAUGUCAGCAGAGGAUCCCUCGACUCUGGAGGGAGGCAAGACAGCAAUUCAAACCUCUGUAGCAGCACAGUCAAUGGGGAUUAACCCUUAUCACUACCAUAAGAAAUUCAUUCUCUUUCUAUUGCUAAUAGGAUGGAAGAAUUGAACAUAAAAUAAAUAUUACAUCAAAUUAUCAA
Molecule: messenger RNA, 5438 nt
Organism: Nematostella vectensis (starlet sea anemone)
Lineage: Eukaryota; Metazoa; Cnidaria; Anthozoa; Actiniaria; Edwardsiidae
Product: COP1-interactive protein 1
Exons: 7
Coding region: 454-5346 (1630 amino acids)
Source: RefSeq, a predicted model, not a curated record